CCCUUCGCUUGGAGACUUUUGUCUUCAGUGUAACGAGUCCCACGCUGGCGGGAGCUCUCAGCGACUCCCGGCUGACGUCACACGACCGUUAACCGCCCGUCCACUCUAACGGCCGUGCGCACAUCCGGGUCAUAGAGCUGCUUUGGGACCAACGGCUACUUUUGGUGAUGGAGACGCUCUGAGGGUGACAGCGAAAAGUGAAGUCUGCCCAGAUGUUUUCUCUCGGUCAGGAAAACAUCUCCACCUCCCCUGCCUCCACCAAAGGACCAGUGAAAUAUGGAGAGCUCAUCGUGCUCGGGUGCAACGGCUCGCUGCCCAACGGCGACAAGGGGAGGAGGAAGAGCCGCUUCGCUCUGAGUCGCAGGAACAAGGCCAACGGCGUGAAACCGAGCACCGUCCACUCGUCCUGCACGCCGCAGGCUGCCAAGGCUGUGAGCAACAAGGAGCAGCACAGUAUUUCCUACACUCUGUCCCGGGCUCAGACGGUGGUGGUGGAGUACACUCACGACAGCAACACAGACAUGUUCCAGAUCGGUCGUUCCACAGAGACUCCCAUUGACUUCGUGGUGACGGACACGCUGCCCGGCGGUCAGAGCCAAGUCGACGGUCAAACGGUCCAGAGCACCAUCUCUCGCUUCGCCUGCCGCAUCAUCUGCCAAAGAAUCCCUCCUUACACCGUGCGGAUCUACGCCGCGGGCUUCGACUCCUCCAAGAACAUCUUCCUCGGGGAGAAAGCGGCCAAGUGGAGGACGCAGGACGGUCAGAUGGACGGACUGACCACCAACGGCGUUCUGGUGAUGCACCCGCGCCACGGCUUCAGCCAGGGCUCUACACCCGGUCUGUGGAGGGAGAUGUCCGUCUGCGGCAAAGUCUUCACGCUGCGGGAAACCAGAUCUUCUCAGCAGAGGGGCAAGAUGGUGGACUCUGAGUCUAACGAGCUGGUGGACGGGUCCCUCAUCGACCUCUGCGGCGCCACCCUGCUGUGGCGGACGGCCGAGGGCCUGGCGCACACCCCCACCGUCAAACACCUGGAGGCGCUGCGGCAGGAGCUGAACGCCGGGCGGCCGCAGUGCCCCGUGGGCUUCAACACGCUGGCCUUCCCCAGCCUCCGCCGCAAGGACGUCCUGGACGAGAAGCAGCCCUGGGCCUACCUGCGCUGCGGCCACGUGCACGGCUACCACGGCUGGGGGGGGCGCCGCAACCCGGAGGUGGAGGCGGAGUGUCAGGAGAGAGAGUGCCCCAUGUGCCGGACGAGAGGCCCUUACAAGCCGCUGUGGCUGGGCUGCGAGGCGGGCUUCUACGUGGACGCCGAGCCACCCACCCACGCCUUCGCACCCUGCGGUCACGUCUGCUCGGAGAAGACGGCGGCGUUCUGGAGUCAGAUCCCGCUGCCGCACGGCACGCACACCUUCCACGCCGCCUGCCCGUUCUGCAUCGAGCCGCUGGGAGGAGCGUCCGGCUGCAUCAAGCUCAUCUUCCAAAGCCCGCUGGACUAGAACCCACUCAGACGCUCCGUCUCAAGCCUUAAAAACAACAGCAUUGAGGACAGAACUGUAUACUUUGAGGUUUUCUUUCAUAACUUAAUAUUUUAUAACGUAAUUUAACUUAAUUUUGACCAAUAUAAAUGUAUUGAGUUGCCUUCUGUUUAUGAAUAUCAUAAAUGAUUCAGGCAGUGUUGUCUUCCUCUAAUGUGGUGAAAGUUAAUCCCUGGACACAUCUGCCAGAUGUUUGAUUUGCUUUAAACUUUAUUUAUUCCUCUUCAGUUGUGUGUUUUGUAAAUGAAUGCAGAAUUCCACAGCUGAUUACUGUCUCACCUCUGCCUUAAAGAGCCAUUAACACUGAGACAUGAUCUCUAGUUUGGCUUUAAUCGAGUGUUUCUGCACCUCACUGUGAUGCACUUCUUCUUCUUAAAGGGAUUCUUUUUAAGCAGGAAAAUGGAAAAAAAACUUGAACUGCAAUAUUUCUGCAUUUGAUCCUUUUCCUCUGAAAUCAAGUGACCUUCCUCUGUAACCUUUGUUGCCUCUUUUGGAUCCAGAAUAACUGUAUUUUAGCUUUUUAUCAUGACUUUACAAAAAUAUAUUCUUUGGGAAAAAACGUUUUUAAGCU
This is a messenger RNA of Anoplopoma fimbria (sablefish), 2106 nucleotides long. Its product is annotated as E3 ubiquitin-protein ligase pellino homolog 1-like. The record is from RefSeq and is a predicted model, not a curated record. Gene Ontology annotation, molecular function: protein binding; ubiquitin protein ligase activity. Lineage: Eukaryota; Metazoa; Chordata; Actinopteri; Perciformes; Anoplopomatidae. The transcript is spliced from 7 exons. The coding region runs from base 213 to 1496 and encodes 427 amino acids. Gene Ontology annotation, biological process: protein K48-linked ubiquitination; regulation of Toll signaling pathway.